GCUCCGCGCAGAUUUCCGUGACGAUUGUGAGAUUUGCUCAUUCAUGCUUCUCAUUCAUUCACAAAUUUUUUGCACGUCGGAGAAACGGAUGUUUUGAAUUUUUCGUUCUGAACCUGAACAAACUAGGACUCCAAAAUCAGUUACCUGAUUUCGUUAUCCGUUUCGUUUGAUUGUUUUAAUUUGUUAUAAUUCGAGCGUGAGUUCCAGACUGGUUUAAAUCGUUGUGAAACAUGGAAUCAACCAGCAGCGGUCGCACUCUGCGCAGCAAACACAAGCAGCCAGCAUCGGAGCCCACCACACUGACUCCCAGCAGCAGCGACUCCGACAUCCAAGAGAUCCCUGCGGAGUCUUCCACCACACGCCCUAAACGGCGUACCAAGAAAUUCCUCUUCUCCCCCGACAAGAAAUCCAAAACGGACCACGUGCGGGCGCCCAUUCCGCAGAUCACACAGAUCCUCUCCGAAGGUGAUCAGUUUGCCGUCCUGGCCAACGACCAACCCGUUGUGGAUUUACGCGCGCAGUUUCGUGACCAGAAAGCCCGAAAGGCUGGCACGAAGGCCAAUUCUGGCCUGUUUGAUAGUCUUCGGGACUACAAGACUGACAUGGAUGCUUAUCUGCAGAACGCUAUGGGGGGCUCCUUCCCGGGCACCAGUCGGGCUCAUUCCAAGACGUUGACAGAUAUAUUUCGCAUUCCCCCGGAGAUCUUGACGGAGGGGACUUUUGAUCAAGUGCGACAGCGGGCAUUUCUGAAAAAACGCUGGCUGAUGGUGAACAUCCAUAAUUAUACAGAGUUUGCUUGCCAGCGUCUGAUUCGUGAUUGUUUGGUGCACGAGGCCGUGAAGGAGAUCAUUCUAGAGAAUUUUGUGUUCUGGCACGCUAAUCAUGAUACCCGAGAAGGAUUGCGUUAUCGAUCUCAUUAUCAGGCCCAAUCUUUCCCGUACUUGGCCAUUAUCGAUCCCCGCACUGGCGAGAAAGUGGCUACUUACGGCGAAAUGAACGUUAUGGGAUUCUGCAAUCAGAUUUCCGAAUUUUUAGCCGAGCGACCAAGUUUUGACAAAACCGAGCCUUCCGUCGUAGUGUCUUCCAAACCCGAUCCCAUCGUCCGUCGCGAGAGUGUUAUAAUCUAUGAUCCAGAAGAAGAAGAGAUGGAACGCGCACUGAAAGCGUCGGAACAAGAAGAAAAAGCCCGCAAAGCGCGUGAUGAACAGAAGGACAAGGAACAUGGCAUGGAUGACGUCCUGGAAGGGUUUGUAAGUGAAGAGGAGGAGGAGCCGCCCGUUAAACCAGAGAAAACGAAGGAGCCCGCGGAGAAAGUGGAAAUAGUGGAGGAACCGAAAGCCAGCAUAAUGGGUGCUUGGAAAGCAUUCCUGGGCAGUGUGGAGGAUCCCGAGGUGGCAUUGAAGAUCCGCUUACCCAAUGGGACAUCCCUGGAUCUUUCCAUUCCCAAUUCCUCCAAAUUAGCGGCGAUUACGCUGUUCGUAGAGGAGAAAGGGUUUUCAGGGGAGAAGUUUGAGAUUUUGACAGGGUUUCCCAAGAGGAAUUUGUCGGAGAUGGAGCGGGAGACCGCACUGAAGGAGGCCGGAUUGGGCGGCCGCGAGAUGUUAAUUGUGCAGGCCAAGGAUUGAGGUUGGUCGUUUUGCGCCGAUUGAUUCUCAUAUUUUUGCCGUUUCCGGGUGCCACGGGAGCCUCUGUAGUUGUUUAGGCUACCGUACCGCGUUUGUUUAACCGUUUUAUGCGUUUAUAUUCACUGAACCAUCGAAUUUUUUCCGAAUGUAGGUUUCGUUGUGUAAUGUGUGGGAAUAUUGGGUGCUGGAUUACGACUUUUUUGGUUCUUGGUAUUUUGUGACUCAGGUUGGAUGUGCAUGUCCUCGAUUUAUGGUUGCAUAAAUUCUGAAUUAUUGAU
Paramacrobiotus metropolitanus is the source of this 1903-nucleotide messenger RNA. RefSeq names its product UBX domain-containing protein 7-like. The transcript is spliced from 2 exons. The coding region runs from base 231 to 1625 and encodes 464 amino acids. The record is from RefSeq and is a predicted model, not a curated record. Gene Ontology annotation, biological process: proteasome-mediated ubiquitin-dependent protein catabolic process. Gene Ontology annotation, cellular component: nucleus. Gene Ontology annotation, molecular function: ubiquitin binding. Lineage: Eukaryota; Metazoa; Tardigrada; Eutardigrada; Parachela; Macrobiotidae.